This is a messenger RNA of Terrapene triunguis (Three-toed box turtle), 2189 nucleotides long. Its product is annotated as 6-phosphofructo-2-kinase/fructose-2,6-bisphosphatase 2-like. The coding region runs from base 1 to 1638 and encodes 545 amino acids. The record is from RefSeq and is a predicted model, not a curated record. Gene Ontology annotation, molecular function: 6-phosphofructo-2-kinase activity; fructose-2,6-bisphosphate 2-phosphatase activity; ATP binding. The transcript is spliced from 15 exons. Lineage: Eukaryota; Metazoa; Chordata; Testudines; Emydidae. Gene Ontology annotation, cellular component: cytosol. Gene Ontology annotation, biological process: fructose 2,6-bisphosphate metabolic process; fructose metabolic process.
AUGUCAGGACAUACUGCAUUAGUCCCAGAGCAGAACAACAACAACAGCAACCAGGAAAACAAAACUUCAAAUAUGCGAGUCUCAGAAAAAAAGUGCUCAUGGGCUUCCUAUAUGACCAACUCCCCUACUUUGAUUGUAAUGAUUGGCCUUCCUGCCCGGGGCAAAACUUAUAUGGCCAAGAAAUUAACACGCUACCUCAACUGGAUUGGUGUGCCUACGAAAGUGUUUAAUCUAGGAGUAUAUCGUCGUGAAGCAGUGCAGUCGUACAAGUCCUAUGAUUUUUUCAGGCAUGAUAACAAAGAAGCCAUGAAGAUUCGGAAACAGUGUGCCUUGGUGGCGCUGGAAGAUGUGAAAGCUUAUGUCACGGAGGAGUGCGGGCAGAUAGCUGUGUUCGAUGCAACCAACACGACUCGAGAGAGGAGGGACUUGAUCUUAAAUUUUGCUAAAGAGAAUGCUUAUAAGGUGUUUUUUGUGGAGUCUGUCUGUGAUGAUCCAGAAGUCAUUGCUGCCAAUAUCCUGGAAGUGAAGGCCUCCAGCCCUGACUACCCAGAGAGAAAUCGAGAGUAUGUGAUGGAUGAUUUCCUGAAGAGAAUAGAGUGCUAUAAAGUCACAUAUCAGCCCCUUGAUCCAGAUAAUUAUGACCAAGACCUUUCCUUCAUUAAAGUGAUCAAUGUGGGACAGCGGUUCCUGGUAAACCGUGUCCGGGAUUACAUCCAGAGUAAAAUCGUCUAUUACCUAAUGAACAUUCACGUCCAGCCACGCACCAUCUACCUUUGCCGGCAUGGCGAAAGCGACUUUAACCUUGCUGGCAAGAUCGGUGGGGAUUCUGGCCUGUCACCGCGUGGGAAGCAGUUCGCUCAAGCCCUUAAAAAAUUCAUUGCCGAGCAGGAGAUUGUGGAUUUGAAGGUUUGGACGAGCCAGCUGAAGAGAACCAUCCAGACAGCCGAGUUCUUGGGGGUCCCCUAUGAGCAAUGGAAGAUUCUGAAUGAGCUCGAUGCUGGAGUGUGUGAAGAGAUGACAUAUGAAGAAAUUGAAACUCAGUACCCAGAUGAGUUUGCGCUGAGGGAUCAAGAGAAAUAUCUUUAUCGUUAUCCUGGAGGAGAGUCGUACCAAGACUUGGUCCAGCGUUUGGAAGCUGUGAUUAUGGAGCUGGAGCGUCAGGGCAGUGUUCUGGUUAUUUCUCACCAGGCUGUUAUGCGGUGCCUGUUGGCCUACUUCCUUGACAAGAGCGCAGACGAGUUGCCAUAUCUGAAGUGCCCCCUUCACACCAUAUUCAAGCUCACUCCAGUUGCUUAUGGGUGCAAAGUGGAAACGAUCACCUUGAAUGUUGAAGCAGUGAAUACCCAUCGAGACAAGCCUUCUGGGAGUACUAACAACCUUCCAAAGAGCCAAACCCCUGUAAGGAUGAGAAGAAACAGCUUUACGCCUCUGGCCAGUUCGGACACAAUAAAGCGCACACGAAAUUACAGUGUGGGGAGCAGGCCUCUCAACCCACUGGGGUCUCUGCUAUUCCCAGAGGCUCGAGAUGGGGCUGAUCAGCAGAAGCUACAAAAGCUGAAAAAUGUUUGCAUUAGAACAAGGCCUUCAAAAAACUGUCUCUCCUUGUUGACCACCUUGGCAGCCAGAGGAAUGUUUUAGAAUUGGGGUCUGGGAGUCAAAAGUUAUGGGUUCCAUUCCAUGGGUUCCAUAUUGACUAAUUUUAUGGCACUGAUCAAAUCACUUAAUCUCCCUGUACCUUGGUUUCCCAUCUGGGGAUAGUACCCAUGUUUAUAAAGCACUUUGAGAUCAUCCGAUGAAAGGUGCUAUGUAAGUGCCAAAUAUCAUUGUCGUGGACUUGAGGGGAGCUCAUUUUAACUAUUGAUUUUAAAUUAGAAAACUGAUCUUGAAACAGCUUUUUAAAAACUCUGGUUUCCAAGGCUUUCUAAUGGAGAUCGUCUCAAUCUGGUGUUGCAUGUCAAACUGUCAAGAUGACCGUGGUGGUCAGUUAUUCUUUUAACUUUGUUAAAACACGUCAGGUUUUUUUUUUUUCCAUUUCAUAGAUCCAGUGGCCAGGAAUUACCCCAUGCAGAUGGAAGCACAGACUACACUCUUCCAGACAAUUCCUCUUGGGUGUUCCAGUCAUUACAUGGACCUAAUGCAUUCCCUCCCUCCCACACACCCAAGACAGAAUUUAACCCUAUAGAAAUUUA